AUGCUUAAGCAAGUCCUGCUCCUCUCCCUGGCGACGACUGCCGCACUGGGUCUCCAGGAUGAUGCCCGGUCCCACGGUCAUCUAAGCAAGCGCUUCACCUUCCCUCUGCCCCAGUCCCAGGGCAGCGAGACCCUCAGCAAGCCCCAGGUCAUCGACGGAGAGGUCUUCGACGGCGGUAUGAAAACAUACGGUCGUGGUGUUUCCUGCACGGAAGGCGAAGGCGGCGAUAAUGACGCGGUAUUCUGGGUGCAGAAUGGCGGAACUCUCAAGAACGCCAUCAUCGGCGCCGACCAGCUCGAGGGCGUGCACUGCAUGGGUUCUUGCACUAUUGAGAACGUCUGGUGGGAGGCUGUUUGCGAGGACGCUCUCACCCUCAAAGAUGGCCAAGGUCCCUUCACCGUGAUCGGCGGUGGUGCCCAGAAGGCCCAAGACAAGGUUAUCCAACACAACUCCGGUGGCACCGUGAGUAUCUCCGGCUUUACCGUCUACAACUUCGGCAAGCUGUAUCGUUCCUGCGGAAACUGCAAGCAAAUGUUCGAGCGCCAUGUGAAAAUUGACGGCGUCACUGCCGUCGAGGGCAAAAACCUGGUUGGGAUCAACAGCAACUACGGCGAUACCGCGACCAUCGCGGGCGGCGUCUGUGCCAGCAAUGUGGAUGAGAUUUGUCAGGAGUUUGAGGGCAAUGAUACCGGCGCCGAGCCUUCUGCGGCCGGCAGCGGACCUAGUGAUCGUUGCAAGUAUUCCGAGCCUCUCCCUGCAUGCGCAUAA
Molecule: messenger RNA, 768 nt
Organism: Aspergillus ochraceoroseus IBT 24754
Lineage: Eukaryota; Fungi; Ascomycota; Eurotiomycetes; Eurotiales; Aspergillaceae
Product: pectate lyase
Exons: 4
Coding region: 1-768 (255 amino acids)
Biological process (GO): pectin catabolic process
Cellular component (GO): extracellular region
Molecular function (GO): pectate lyase activity
Source: RefSeq, a predicted model, not a curated record